GCCAUUAACGUUCACUCCUCCCCUCAGGAAGGUGGUGAGGACGGGACGUGGCGUGUGAAAUUAAAUAAUAAUUAUUAUUUUAUAUUGUAAAUGGGGGUUUAUUAGAGAUUCGCUGAGGUGAUUUAUUUGUUUGGCGCGUGAGUGAAGUGUUUAGUGUCGACGUUGGUUUAGCUCUUUAUGUAUUUCAGGCCUUUAUGUUGAUUGUGAGUUUUUUUUCUGAUUAGGAACAGAAAACAACAUAAGAAGAGGUAACUUACCUUCGACAAUCCCUCGUGUUUGGCCUUUAUUCAUUUUUGUCUAUUACACUGUCGAGUUUUGAAGAUGACUUCUCCUUCCCCUGAGAUCUACCUGAAAAGCACAUCAUUGAUGUCUCUUAAUGACCGUUUCUCCGGCAUAGGGAAGAAGCCAGAGCUAAUAGACCUCUCAGGCAAUGUGCAGCAGCUUCAAACCGCUUCACUGAAGAACCAGCGACUGGCUCAGCAGAUGGCCAAUUGGCCUUCAGUACUGUCUGCCCUGCGUAAUAUACCGAGUCUGAAGCAUCGUCUAGGUAGGGGGAACAUUAAGGCAAGGCUGAGUAGGCCCCUGAUGAGAGGAGGAUUGCAUGGGGUGGCCAGACGCUCGGGCAAGCUCAGAGGAAGAGGACCGUCACUUAGAGGAACAUUAUCAGUGAGAUGUGUGAGAGGACUGCAAGGUGUAGUGUCUGGUUUUGUGACACAUCAGGGCUUAAAUCGCCAGUACCAGGGAGCGUCUGUAAGUGAACCAAGAGUGAUGCAAAACAGAGGAGUAAGAGGAUCUAUGAGAGGCAGUGGGCGCGGGAUGUUUGUAGGCCAUGGCAGGGGUGGAGGAAGACGCUGGGCAGAGAGUCGACCUGUUCCUACUCGAGAGGAGCUGGAUGAACAACUGGAUGACUAUAUGUCUAUGACCAAGAGCCACCUGGAUGCACAGCUUGAUGCUUACAUGGCUGAAGUUGACUCUGGGGACUUUCUGUAAUUUGUCCCGGCUAUGGGAUGAAGGUUUUAUGAUUUGCCUUCCUUGGAAAAAAAAGACAACAUACUUUAAUGUUCACUUGUUUGACUAAGAUGCUUGAAAUAUUUGUGAUCAAACCUGAAUCAGAAAGUGGUUUUUGGGUCUUAUUUUACAUCUAUACUGCCUUGCCUUUAGCCCCUGCCAUUUCACUUACUAAAGCCCUACACCGGGGCUGUAGUGAUUUAUACCAUAGAGUCCCUGGUUUAUGUAAUAUGUGCAUAGUUUGUAAUUUUUAUUUUGGAGCAGUAGACUUGGUACUGGGCUAAACUAAAUGGUGUUGAGUUACAGAGUGGUGUUUUAUUUACCCUGCACUUUAUGACAUACAAUACUAGAGAUCCAUUUAUUCACUUACUCAACGCACCUUGGACUUUAUCCCAAAAAGUGUUGGACAAAGUGUAGUGAGGCAGGGAAUAGUUGAAACUAGGCUUCACUGGGAGCUGAGGAACAUUGCUUUAGAGCAUUGUCGUAUUUGUAUUUUGAGUAAUGGAUCUGUUUGUAUGAACAUGGCCUAUUUGAAUGAUAAGUCUACAUCAUACAGUGAUUUUCUGUUUUUCAAAUUCUAUUGUUUUAUUUGCAAGUGGUGUGAUUAGCUAAUUUAAGCUAAUUUAAAAAAGUGCUUCUACAAAAUUGUUGUAAUAGGCUGUAGCUAGUCUGUAGCUCUUCCAUUGAUGAUGGUCUUGAAAUGUAAGGCAGGUGAAAGCAGUUAAUUUCAUUUUUCUUAAGCUGUUACCUAAGAAAGCACUUCAAUUAAGGCUAUUUGCUAAGUUAAAAAGAUUUCUUGGCAUUAAAUGUAUGAUCUUAGUCUGGUUUAUGGUUAAGUGUUCUAAAAUGGUGUUGAGCUUAACUGAAAGUAAUGCUCUUCAUUGGCCACUGGUGUUAAUAAUCAGCAUGGUAUAUGAGAAUGGGCAACAUUAUUUUUGCUUGAUUUUCUUUCUUUCCCCUUUAGAGUUACAUUUCUGUGUGUUUUUGCAAUGUGAGGUUUAGCCAUUUUCCUGCAGAUAAAGGUUGCACCUUGCCUCUUUCAUAGCUUUGUGUAUUGUUAACUUAAGCUAUAAUUUAAAUUGUGCAGUUCAGAUUUAAUUUUGGCUAAAUGCUUGCUUUAUACUGUAUUAAAAAGCUGAGCUCCCUGGAAAGGUAUUGCUGUCCCACAUUAACAGUGUGGCUGUGUUGCUGCAGACAGUGUUAAAUGUUUGUUAUUUGAUUGUUGACUAAAAUACCUAUUUUGUUAUAUGCAGUAAUGGCAUAUUCCUAGUUUAAUAAGUUUUCAAGUACAUAAAUAGUUCACAAAAAUGCAGAUACUGAAGAUUUUCAUUUUGAAAUAAGGAAGAAGAAUCUCUAUCAAGCUGCAGAGCUGGCAAUCAGUUAUAAAAAGAUGUUAUGCUUGUUUUACUGUUAACAAUGAACCCAAGGACCUCCAUAAAUAACCAUUGUGAAACUGAAAUAAAUAUUUGUUUACAUUAGACUUAAAAAA
Astyanax mexicanus (Mexican tetra) is the source of this 2497-nucleotide messenger RNA. It is a transcript of the gene chtopb, whose product is annotated as chromatin target of PRMT1b. The transcript is spliced from 6 exons. The record is from RefSeq and is a predicted model, not a curated record. NCBI's taxonomy places the organism in Eukaryota, Metazoa, Chordata, Actinopteri, Characiformes, Acestrorhamphidae. The coding region runs from base 322 to 990 and encodes 222 amino acids.